GACAGUUAACUUUUCAAUCAUGUUGGUUUACAAGGAUCUCCUUAUCGGUGAUGAGCUUCUAUCAGACUCUUACCCGUACAAGGAAAUUGAUAAUGGAAUGUUGUCGGAAGUUGAGGGAAAGUGGGUUGUUAGGGGAGCAUGUGAUGUAGACAUUGGUGCUAACCCUUAUGCUGAAGGUGGAGAAGAUGAGGGUGUUGAUGACUCAACUGCUAAGGUUGUUGACAUUGUUGACGUAUUCAGACUUCAGGAACAACUUGCUUUUGACAAGAAGCAGUUUCUUGGUUUUGUUAAGAGAUAUAUCAAGUUGUUGAUACCCAAACUAGAUGCAGCGAAACAAGAGUUGUUUAAGAAGCACAUUGAGGGAGCAACCAAGUACCUGCUUGGCAAGCUCAAGGACCUUCAAUUCUUUGUUGGUGAGAGCAUGCAUGAUGAUGGUAGCUUGGUCUUUGCCUACUACAAGGAGGGUGCUACUAAUCCAACAUUUCUCUACUUUGCAUAUCCAUAG
Messenger RNA from Medicago truncatula (barrel medic), 505 nucleotides. RefSeq names its product translationally-controlled tumor protein homolog. Gene Ontology annotation, cellular component: cytoplasm. Bases 20 to 505 code for a protein of 161 amino acids. The transcript has a single exon. The record is from RefSeq and is a predicted model, not a curated record. Gene Ontology annotation, molecular function: calcium ion binding. NCBI's taxonomy places the organism in Eukaryota, Viridiplantae, Streptophyta, Magnoliopsida, Fabales, Fabaceae.